CUUUAGCGGGUUCGCGUGUAUUCCUUGCAUAAACAAAACGUACAUUAAACGCUAAUUAUUCGCAAUCGCAACUGUUAAUCUUAACAACUCAUCCUCGUUGAUAUGGAAAACAGGUGCACGAAAUGUAAAAAAAAAUCCUCUGCAUCUUGUUACAUUUCCCAUAAAGGUACGAUUAUACUUAAACGAUUCGAAAGGAUCAAAUAUGAUGCAGGUGAUAUAGAUGUAAUAAAAAUUCGCAGUGAAAUCCCCCCCUUUGUCCUCCGAGAGAACCGGCACUUUAUGAGAGCUCAACGAGCGAUCUCACGUGCGGCCGUCUUUAUCUCUUUUUCAUUCGACGCGCUUCGUUUGUUUAUCAGCUACGUGGCGCGUUAUCAGCCACCAGUAAUACCGAGCCAAUAAUGAAGCGGCACCUUCGUCAGUUGCCGAAGCGCGGUCUUAUCGUCGCGUGUCACACCGUUCCGCUCCACCGGUCGUCCGAGAAAAAACGAAGCCAAGAAGAAAACCGAUACGGCGGAGCAGGACGAAGAAACGCGGAAAAAUCGCGAACUCCGCCGAGAACUCCGGCUGCUUUUCGUUAUCGAUCGCGAUGUGCAUGUAAUGUAAAUUGAAUUAGUGCCAGUGGAAUAUUACGAUGCAACUACACACGCACACACAUACAUACACACACACAUGUAUACACGGCGAUAACGAACGGCCUUGGAUCGGCUCGGUGUGCUCAUUAUCUUGUGAAAUUAGCUUCAUAGAGCUGUGUCUUUAAUAAAGGCUUGAUUAGAGGCGGCGGAAUUUACUCUAGUGAAGUGCGGAAACGCGAGUGUGCGUAUGACGUGAGCGCGCCGCGAUUUCGCAUCGGGAUGACGGCUUUGCUGAAUACACGGAAAGUAAAAAGGCGUGAGUGAACGCGAUAUUAACGAUACAGUCGAUAUCGUUGGUGCUGCAACACGAUAACACGUUAUCGCAAUGAUAACCGUUUAACGACACAGUUCGCCGUGUAUUUAUGUGUAUGUGUGCGCGCAAUUACAACUAAGACGUGUUGUGCGCGAUUCUGGGGAAAGUUAUGCGACUCGGUCAUCGAGUACGAAUAAACGAAUCGUCAUUCACGUCGCGUGACGACGUGCGUAACGAGUGUAAUCGUCUAAAGUGCGAUCGAUCUUGGUGCGAAAUCCGGGAAAAGAUGACGCUGAAGAAGGAAGCGAAGAAGUCCUUGAGAAAGGGCAAGUCGGGCUACAAAGCGACGAAUUGCAAUGACGAGAGCGCGAAUGCGACGCAGCCGGGCCACCCCGUGAAGGAAUGCAAGCAAGCGAAACCGGAAGCAGAAUCCUCCAAGAGAUUGUCAUCGAAGGAAACUUCGUCGAAGGACGCGGACAAUUCGAGCGGGAAACUCGAGCGGCGUGCGUCGUUCCGUCGGAAAUUCGGCGCUCUGUUAAGAGGGAGCGCCGAGUUACCGGCGGCGAUAAAUCGCGGCCUGCAGCCGAUCAGGCGAAGCCUGAGCUUCAGCAAGGACCUCCAUCGCAGCCACGAGCCCUCGAGGCAGCCCUACAGGACCAGCAGCGUACAGUGGUACAACAGUCUCAGCUCGCUGGCGGAGGAUGAGGUCGAUGCCGAUUGCAAGAGGGCGGGCGCCUCCGAAAAGAAGGCUUUCGACGGCAAAGUGACCCAGGUCACCAGGACGCGCAGUCUGAUGGAGAAGUAUCCUGCCACUAAUCUUAGACGAAGGGUGAAUACUCUGUCACAUCCGUCAGCAUCCCCUUACGGACGGCACAGCGAUUAUUAUCACUCCAAUAUAGAUCUAAGUAGUCCGCCCUGCGAAGCAAGCAGUCUUCCGGCUUUGAGUCACGUCGCCAUCGACGCGGAUGACAAUGAAACGAAAUUAUUGCUAAGGGAGCAACAGGUCAGGAACGGACGAGGGAAUUUCAGAUCCAGCGUCCGAAAGUUAUCUCCUCUGAGAAAUUUCAUCAAACAGCAUUUGGUGCGUUCGAGGUCGUUGACGCAGCUGGACUCCUUCAGUGGCAGCAUGCUGGACACGGGGGAGCAUCAUCCGGAGGACGAUCCCUCGCAGCAGCAGCCCCCUCACCUGCACCUCUAUCAGCAGCCCCCUCAGCCGCAACACCACCCCCUCGGCAUCGAGUGCAACCGGAUUCGAUUUCUCGCGCCGAACGCGACACCCGCCGAGAUCGCGAACGCCAAUCGCCGGCACAAGCUCUCGCGAUCUCAGGUAUCCAGCAACGAAUACUUUAGCGUCAGUUUCGAGGUGGGCGACGACCACUUGACUUCCUUCGACCGGGAGGAGUUUCUGCCGGCGACGCGGGGAACUUACUUGAUGGAUGUGCUGAGUCCGGCCUGCGAGCGCCGCGGCGUCGAUUUAUCGCGCGUCGAAGUCCUCGACAGUUCCUCGACGCCGUUAUCCCUGCUGACGACGGACGCCUCCACCCUCGGUGGAAAACACCUACGAGUGAUCGUUAAGGACGAUAGACUGAAUUCUCGAUCGCCCAGCCAAAAAGGAAAUCAGGGUGUGCUGCGGAAAACCAGUGGGAAUUAUCGGAAUCGAAACAGUCGUUUCUUCAGCGUUUCCACCGAGGACACGAAUGUCGACACCGAGGUUGGUGCCGGCACAACGCUCUCUUCCGGUCGGAGUUCCGCCGGGGCCACAGGACUCAAGGCCAGUAAACAGCGAUGGAGCGGGUUUUUCACCAACACCAAGGGUAUCAAGAUGGACCUGUUAACCGCCCAGCUGGACGAGUAUAACAAGCACGGCGUGCCAAAACUCUCGAAUGUUCAUUUGCAGUGCGACGUGACGAUCAACGAAGAAGCUCUCUACGACUUAGAAGGUGACUGGCGCGACAUUGUCGAGAAUUCACAGGCGCUCUCGGAGAAACACACGCAGCAGCAAACCGCGCUUUGGGAAUUGGCCGAGACCGAAGUGGGCUACAUUAAGACGUUAAAGGUUGUGAUCGAUCUCUUCAUGGCGUGUCUCUGCAGUCUACAGGCCUCGAAUAUCCUGAUCGAGGUCGACAGGCUGAAACUCUUCAGCAAUAUACCCGAUAUCUACGCCAUUAAUCGCUACUUUUGGACCGAGUAUCUGCUCACCAUGGUGAACGCGUCGAGAUCGAGCGGGCAGCCGUUCGAUCCCAGCCUUCUUCUGCAGGGCUUCGCAAAUUUCGAGCAGACGUUCGCGCCUUACACGAGAUUCUGCGCCGAGCAGAGCAAGUGUCAGCAGUAUUGUAAGGAUCGGAUGAACGAUAAUCAGCUUUUCACGGCGUACCUGGUGUGGUGCGAAACGCAGAAAGACUGCAAUCGACUGAAACUUAUGGAUAUACUGGUGAUGCCGAUGCAGAGGCUUACCAGAUAUUCGCUCCUGCUUAAAGCCGUCUAUAAAAACACCGAGAACGAGGAUCAACGCAUGGGAUUGACACACAUGAUCAAGUCCGUCGACGAUUUCGUGGCAUCCGUGAAUGCGGCGCUAAGAAGGAACGAUGAAGCUGCUCAGUUGGUCCAAGCGGCCUCGCGUCUGGAGUACUACGACGUCGUGGAUACCAAAGGGCUCGACGAGGAAGUGGAGAAACUGAUAAGGAUGUACAGCCAUCUAGAUAUUACUACAGUACCGAUGCCCGGUUGUCCAAAGGACAGUUCGAGGACUCUCAUUCGGGAGGGAGACUUGAAGUUAAAAGACUCCACCACCAGCAAGAUGGAGGUGCACGUACUAUUGUUAACCGACAUGCUACUGAUCUGCAAACUGUCGACGAAAAAAACGUUGAAGAUCAUUAGACAGCCGUACAUUGUUGAUCGCAUACGGAUACAUGAGGUCAAGGAGCCGUCUAGUCUGGGAUUGGUUUAUCUUAACGAGUACGGGACAGUCUCGGCCGCUUUAAUCCUCAGCGCCGGUGACCCGAAACUAGCUAAGUCGUGGAUGAAAUCGUUGGAACAGGCCCAGAAACAUUUCGCAUCGAUGAAAAUUCCGUCGCUCGUCGGUGAGCCCGUGAUGAAUCUGGCGUCUGUCAGCAGGCAGCCGAGCACAUUGGGCGACGGUGAUUUCGAAGUGGAGGAGUAUGACGGUAUCUUCCCAAGAACUCCACGCGGCAGUAGCCGAGCUUCGCACGUCAGCAGUCUCGCUCACAGUCACAGUGGUAGCAUGGAGAUGGAAGGCGCGUCUCCAGGCAGCAGCAGCUUCCUGCCGAGCUACAACCCCAGCAGGAACAUCAGCGUGGAGACGAACGAGCAGCCGCGAGCGUCGAGCUCGCUGUCGUCGGAGGAAGGCGGCGAGUCGAGCUCCGGGCACAAUCACCGAUCUAUGCACGUGAGGCGCUCGAUGAUGAGUAAAUCACCAACGCCGAACACGCUGAGCGUCCAGGUGCCGUACUCGAGUCUGGGUCAAUCGCUGCCCAAUCUGACACUGGCCACCUCGCCGCAGACUUCCACCGUGUCGCCGACGCCGCCGAACUCGCUGCUGAUCGUGCCGCAGAUGACCAAGAGCAAGGACACCCUGCUCUCACCAGGACACCGAGGUAUAUCCUACCCACCGCCGUCGCCGCCGCGAGGUGCUCUCAGACGGGGGUUCGCGUUACCGCAGUCCCGGAAUCCGCCCUUGUUGAAAACGAGGCACAUAAACGCGUCUCUGACGCAACCGCUGCAGGUGACUAUGGGUAAUUCUGAUAACGAAGUCAUCGAGGAGAGACGGAGAAAGCUGGAUCCGUCGCAGAGAGUACCGUCGACCAGCAGUAUUGUCGAAGAAAAGAAAUGACCUGCGUGUUAAAACUUGAAAGAAGAACUUCCCGAAUGUUUGGUAUGGAUCAUAUCAUCGACGUUGGAUGUACGUGUAAAGGCUCGACGUGAUAUAUAGUGCUCGACGUGAAAUGUAAUGCUCGAAUGUACGUGAUAGUAUGUAAUGCUCAGCGAGAUGCAUUCUGCUCUCUGUGUGGGUGCCGCACACACUUUCACGCAAAAAAUUCGAGGAGCACUGAUCUUCGAGGAUUAAUUUUCUCGCACUCUUUGGAAUUCUACAAAGGGAGUCAAACAAUACAUUACAAUCGAUUGGGGCCAUUCGAAAUCAACGUGUGAAGUUACCACGGCCGUAUCGCUACUUUUAUCUCGUUAUCUCCUUGUAACUCGUAGAUGUCUUUUCUUAAUAAUUAAAUCGAGUCCGAGUUGCCUAUGAUUAAUAUCGCAUCGUCAGCUUUGAACCGCUGCGUGUAAUAUUAAACGCAGAUUUUGACUUAGACUUUUAAGCGACGAACAGAAAGGCCUACUUAGAGUAAUUACAUUAAAAUUUCAUAGUAAAUGUAGGGCCACAGCUAGCGUAUAAGACGCCUUUAUAAAGGAGUUCAUUUAGGCGCCUAACGAUAGAACAAAAGAUAUUUGAAAAAUCGAAGAAUUGAAAAUUGAUUUCGAGUGAGGAAACCAGCAAUGUACAAAAGUUGGCGUCUUUCUUUUUCCGUUUCCUAAUGUUGGGCACAAUUGGCCCAUCCAACGACCAAAGAAGAAGGAGAAGAUCUUGAGUACAAUUGCCUUGUUCAGGCUUAACUUAAUGAGGAAUAAGAGCGUAGGAAGACAUCGAAAUCUUUGAAAAUAGUAGAUUUUUUGCUGUUCAUGUAAAGAAAAGCCUCAAUUUGACGCUCGUGCGUUGCGAUGCGGUGCGGUGCGAUACGGAAUCGAUAUCGCGCAAUUCAGACAUCGAAAUGGAAACGGCAGCUACUUCGACCGUUCUAUUUGGCUAAUAUUAUUUCUGCCUAAAAAUUUAUUUUAUUCUCCGUUCAAUUAUUUCGUUACUUUUAAUAAGAAACAAUUAUGUUAACACAUUGCAGUCAACGUGCAGUCAAAGAUCAUGAGGAAUGUGCCGUAAAACGGGCCAUUGUGCUAUUUUCUGGCGCAUCGCUCUCUAAAAUUAAUAUUGAAUAAUAAAAUAACGCAACGAUUUAUUUAACGUCGUAGAAGCUUUGAUUGUAGCAGAUCAUUCAUUUAAUCGAGGAACAAAAUGAAAAAUUACUUUAAAUACCUCCGUUUAAAUCUUUCUUAUAUUUUUUUAAAUUUUUUCUUCUCUAACGUCCCCCAUUUUUCCCCUUUUAUACGGCGUCCUUGUGCGAUGCGCAAUUGGCACAUUGACUUGCGCAACGGUCUUGAUGGAUGUUAGAACUUAAUAGAUUUAAUAGAUGGGAGAAAUAAUAAACCUCUAGAGAUCUUACCUAAAAGAAAAAUCAUGGACGUAACAGAUGAAUGAACGACAGUUAUUCCUGCAAGACGUAAAGUAAACGUAAGAAAGAAGCUAAAGUACGUUAUAUUGAGCGAACGAAUAUCUCGAACAGAUAUGUAUGUCAAGAGAUAUGUGUCAUCUACAAAACAAUAUAUAGCAAUACAACAAUUAUGUCGAAAUGUUAUGUGUUGUCAACGUGUCGUCAACGUGUCGUCAACGUGUAGUCGAAGAUUGUCAGAAGGAUGUCAGGACAGGCCGUAGACGUUGCGCUGUUUCCUGGCGGAAACGCGCCUUGGAGUGGAAGGACAAAGGACGAAAAAAAGGAACGCAAAAGAGGGAUGUGUUUACUUUCAAGCACAAAUCCGAUUCGACGGCAUCUCGCUUCGGGAUGAAGACGACCUCGCCGAUCGCAGGGUUGACCCUUUCGUCUCGAUCGCUCGAAACGAAAUUUCGCCAAAUCAGAUGUGUAUUCAGAGUAAAUAAGUAUCACCUCUAGAGAUAACAUUAUAGGUACAAUAAAAAUGUCACCUGUCUAGAGAUAAUAUUACAUAGAAGAGGAAGAGAAAGGAGAUACAGAGAGAAACAGAGCAAUGUGAUUUUAUACACAAGCUCCUGCUGUUCGGUUUCUCUCGUUCCCUCGAUUCGUGUUGUUUGCUCUUGUAAAUUUGAAGAAUUAAUUACUUCCACGAGAAUACGAAUCACAUGUAUGUACAAUUAUAUUCAAGAUUAAAAUAUAAUUUAUUAAUCAAGCGCGA
Wasmannia auropunctata (little fire ant) is the source of this 6936-nucleotide messenger RNA. RefSeq names its product pleckstrin homology domain-containing family G member 5-like. The transcript is spliced from 23 exons. Gene Ontology annotation, molecular function: guanyl-nucleotide exchange factor activity. Gene Ontology annotation, biological process: Rho protein signal transduction; endothelial cell migration. The record is from RefSeq and is a predicted model, not a curated record. Bases 1055 to 4735 code for a protein of 1226 amino acids. Lineage: Eukaryota; Metazoa; Arthropoda; Insecta; Hymenoptera; Formicidae. Gene Ontology annotation, cellular component: plasma membrane; endocytic vesicle; axon.